AUGGCGGGUAGUCGCAGCGGCAGCAGCUGCCAGGCAAUAGAAAAUCAGCUAAAGAUAUGUGGCUUUAAGAGGGAUAUGGAUGUCUCAGUGUUGUACCUUGCUGGACAGGGACUAAAAGAAGUCCCUAAUCUGUCACGAUUUCAGACCUUAAGGUAUUUGUGGCUUAACAACAAUAAGAUCCAGAAGCUAACAUUCUUGAUCAAUAAUUAUCGCUUGACAGAACUCUACCUCAACAAUAAUGAGCUCAUAGAUAUAGCAGGGGCUCUGAAACAUUUGCAUGCAUUGCAGAUCUUGUUGCUUCACAACAACCAGCUGAAAAACCUUGACACAACAGUGAAGGAACUAAAAGGAAUGAUAAGUCUGCAGACCCUAAAUCUAUUUCACAACCCUCUGUCACAAGAUCCAGGGUACCGUCUUUAUGUGACAUACUUCCUUCCCUCAGUACAGCUCCUCGACAGGAAGAAAGUUACUCAAAAAGAAAGGGAAUCAGCUUUACAUAUUUACAACCAUGAAAGGUCCCGUGUUCUCCAGUCUAUAGGUUUUGGAAAGAGAAUAGAUAUGCCAUUGGUGACUAAGACAGUAUCUACCAGAAGCACUCCAUGUGCCAAAAGUUUGCUGCUGUCUCCAGGUUAUGAAGUUGCAAAUCACAUAAAUAAAGUUCCAUUUGAGAACCCCGAAGAUGCUGUUUUUGUGAGGGCAAUGAAGAGAUCUAUAAUGGAAUUUUCCUCUGUGGACUGGAAUAAAAUACCCACCUGUCUAGGAAUAUGCCUUGAAAACAAAUCAGAAGAACCCCAUGAGAAACUGACAGUCAAAUUCAGAUAA
This is a messenger RNA of Emys orbicularis (European pond turtle), 822 nucleotides long. RefSeq names its product leucine rich repeat containing 72 (gene LRRC72). The transcript has 9 exons. Gene Ontology annotation, molecular function: protein binding. The record is from RefSeq and is a predicted model, not a curated record. Bases 1 to 822 code for a protein of 273 amino acids. NCBI's taxonomy places the organism in Eukaryota, Metazoa, Chordata, Testudines, Emydidae.